Messenger RNA from Erythranthe guttata (spotted monkey flower), 1359 nucleotides. Lineage: Eukaryota; Viridiplantae; Streptophyta; Magnoliopsida; Lamiales; Phrymaceae. The record is from RefSeq and is a predicted model, not a curated record.
AUGGAGAUGAUAUUCAUUGAUGAACAAGGUGAUACGGUGCAAGCUUCCAUUAAGUAUACACUGUUAUACAGAUUUGGUCUAAGAUCAAAUGUCAAGACCUACAAGCAUGCCUUGAAUGACUAUAGAGUCACUUUUGAAUAUACAUCUACUGUGAGAGAAGUUGACGUUCCGUCCAUUCCAAUGUAUUCAUCUAAGUUCACACCUUACGCAGAUAUACAACAAGCGUCAAACAACAAUGAGUAUACGAUAGAUGUUAUUGGUUCGCUUUUGUCGAUAAGUUCAGUGAAUCACCUAUCGGGUGGAACAAAACAAAACAUUCCAUUUGAACUUGAAGAUAUUGAUGGUUCGAAGGUUAACUGUUUGUUAUGGGGAAAGUUUGCUGAAUACAUACUUCAACGAAUUCAAGAUAUUGGUGUAGAGCCGUAUAUUGUUGUAAUACAAUUUGCAACGACUGAGAUAAAGAAUGAUAUUAGUGAAGUUCAGGUAUCUAACCAUUGGCAUUCAUCACGCGUGCUUAUAAAUGAGGAUAUACCUGCAAUUAAUGAGUUCAAAUCGAGUCUCAUUCGGAGUAAACCAAAUAGUGGUCAAGUGAUAAGUCAAAAAUCGUCGCAGUCUUCUUACUCGAUGGAAGAUGAUUUCAUACGUAAGACUGUCAGAAAAAUUUUGGACGAACUGAGUGACACAAAUGAGCCUGGCAAAUAUGUUGUAUUGGCCACUAUUAAGGGUCUUGUGAAAACAUCAAAGUGGUGGUACAAUGGUUGCAUUAAGUGUAAUAGAUCUGCUAGACAAGAUUCAAAAAUGUGGUAUUGUCACGUUUGCAUAGCUCAUUGGCCUACUGCUAAGCCAACUUAUAAAGUUGAAGUCAUUGUCAUGGACGAUACAAAUUCAGCUUCGAUGAUUGUAUUUGGGAAAAAAGCUGAAAGGUUGCUAGAUAUUCAUGUAGAAGUAUUAAUUCAAACGGUCCAAAACAGGGGAGAAGAACCUGUGGAGUAUCCUAUGGAACUUGAGGGGUUAAUUGAUCGAAGAAUGUUAUUCAAAAUUGCUAUCAAGGCUGAUAAUGUUGUCAAUGAAGAUCAUAAAACGUAUAAUGUUCAAAAAGUUUGCAGAGAUGAUGCUAUCAUUGCUUCAUUUUUGAAGCAUUACGAAAUGGAUGCGGACUUUGGAACAUGUUUUAAUUUUAACGAUGGCGUUGUGGAUGGUGAUAUCACAACUAAUGCUAUUAUGGAUGAUGAUGUCAACACUAUUACUCCAAUGAAGCGAUCCAACGAUUGUAUUUUGGAUAGUAUUCUCAAUGAUCCUACCGUCCAGCAAUCAUCCACCAAAUUAUUGAAAAAGAUCAAACAAGUGAAAAUAGAGUAA